AUGGCGGCCGAAUCCCCCUCACCAGUCUUUCUGCCCCGUCCUUUGCCGACCCUCUUGCGCCUCUUAUUUGUGCUCCUCCUCCUUGUCGCACCCUCCAUUCAGUCUCCACCGCCGAAAAACAUGUCCAAACCAACCAUUGUCCUUGUGCCAGGCGCAUGGCAUCAACCAGCGCACUAUAGUGCCUUGAUUGGAAUUUUGGAGAGCGCCAGCUACGAGGUUGUCACCAAGAGACUCCCCAGUGUCGACUCCUCGACGCCUACCCAGCAGUCAGUGCCAAACGAUGCAACUUUCAUCGAGAAGCAUUUGUUGUGUCCGCUCGUCGAUCAGGGAAAGGACGUUCUAUUGUUAAUGCACUCUUACGGCGGCUGCCCCGGUGCCGACGCCGCCAAGGGCUACAGCAAGAAGGAGAGGACGGUAGCCGGCAAGAAGGGAGGUAUCAUCGGCUUAGUCUUCAUGGCCGCCUUCUUGGCUAAUGAGGGCGACUCGUUGCUGAGCAAGCUCCCUAACCAGGAGUACGACCCGUGGGUCGUAUGGAAUAAGGAAACGUCGCAGCUCAACGUGUCCGACCCCAAGAACGUCUUCUACAACGACGUCAAUGACGAAGUCGCCAAAGUCGCCAUCUCGCAGCUCAAACUCCAGUCUGAGCCGGCUCUAUCAUCGCCGAGCGGCCCACCGGCCUGGCCAGACUCUGUCUACGAUGGGAAGAGGGCAUACAUACAGACGGCGUUGGACAACACGAUUCCGUUCGUGGCUCAGGAUGCUAUGGUCACUUAUUCUGGGGUCAAGUGGGACGUCACCAAGUUGAACACUGGACAUAGCCCCUUCUUGAGUCAGCCUCAAGCUGUCGCUGACUUCGUUGUUGACCGCUUGAAGGCGUAUGACUACUGA
Messenger RNA from Parastagonospora nodorum SN15, 888 nucleotides. RefSeq lists its product as hypothetical. The coding region runs from base 1 to 888 and encodes 295 amino acids. The transcript is spliced from 2 exons. The record is from RefSeq and is a predicted model, not a curated record. NCBI's taxonomy places the organism in Eukaryota, Fungi, Ascomycota, Dothideomycetes, Pleosporales, Phaeosphaeriaceae.